UUCGACCGCCAUAGAGAGUCACAACUCGUAUAUAAAUAAACGCGCUUCUUGUUUAAUCUCUCCUUUCUCAUAUAAAAGGCCAUAGCGAAGUAAAAAAGAAAGAGUACAGCAAAAGCAGAAAAGUCGACCAUGGCGGACGGUGAUAUUCCUGAAGAUGCCAAUGAGCAUUGCCCUGGUACUCAAUCAGAGUCCGCAGGAAAAUCUGACGCUUGCGAAGGUUGUCCUAAUCAAGAAGCUUGUGCUACUGCCCCAAAAGGCCCUGACCCAGACUUGGUUGUUAUUGCAGAAAGGAUGGCUAAUGUUAAGCAUAAGAUACUUGUUUUAUCAGGGAAGGGUGGAGUUGGCAAGAGCACAUUCUCUGCCCAACUUUCAUUCGCCCUGGCAGCUAUGAACCUCCAGAUAGGUCUGCUUGACAUUGACAUUUGUGGCCCGAGCAUCCCAAAGAUGCUUGGCCUAGAAGGUCAAGAAAUCCACCAGAGCAACCUCGGCUGGUCUCCUGUCUAUGUUGAUGAUAAUCUUGGGGUCAUGUCAAUUGGAUUCAUGCUUCCUGAUCCUGAUGAAGCUGUUAUAUGGAGGGGCCCUCGCAAGAAUGGGCUCAUCAAGAAUUUCCUGAAGGAAGUGUACUGGAAUGAACUUGAUUUUUUGGUUGUUGAUGCUCCUCCUGGGACCUCAGAUGAGCAUAUCUCAAUUGUUCAAUGCCUUGGGGCUACUGGAAUAGAUGGUGCAAUUAUUGUCACAACUCCACAGCAAGUCUCCUUGAUUGAUGUGCGAAAAGAAAUCAAUUUCUGCAAAAAAGUUGGAGUUAAGGUUCUUGGGGUUGUUGAGAAUAUGAGCGGCUUGUGCCAGCCACUAAUGGAUUUCAAGUUUAUGAGGACGACAGAGACCGGUGAACAUAUAGAUGUUUCAGAGCGGGUUAGGGAAUAUCUUAAAGAGAAAGAACCAGAACUUCAAAAUUUGAUUGCUUGCAGUGAAGUGUUUGAUAGUAGCAGUGGUGGUGCAGAAAAAAUGUGUAGGGAAAUGGAAGUGCCUUUUCUUGGGAAGGUGCCAUUGGAUCCGCAGCUUUGUAAGGCUGCUGAAGAAGGUAGAUCCUGCUUCAUUGAUAAGAAAUGCCAGGUGAGCGCUCCUGCACUGAAGAUCGUCAUAGAAAAAAUGAUUGAAAAGAAUGGAUUCUCAAGUAUGUUGGUAGAUAGUGCAUAGGCUGUUAGCUUCAGCUUGUGGUCCUUAUGUGGAUCAAAAUUUUGUGUUUCUUUUUAUGUUUAAUAAUAGCAUGGAUUCUUAAGCUUGUGGCUUUUGAAUUACUCGACUUAUAUGUAUUUAUUCGUAACAUAGCUGCUAUUUGAAUGUAAUGAUAUUUAACCUCUGGAGUUUUGUGGCCAUGCUUUGUGCAUAGUCCUUUGAUAUAUCUUAAAGUGAUUAGGGAUAA
Quercus robur (English oak) is the source of this 1423-nucleotide messenger RNA. Its product is annotated as cytosolic Fe-S cluster assembly factor NBP35-like. The transcript is spliced from 3 exons. Gene Ontology annotation, cellular component: cytosol. Lineage: Eukaryota; Viridiplantae; Streptophyta; Magnoliopsida; Fagales; Fagaceae. The record is from RefSeq and is a predicted model, not a curated record. Gene Ontology annotation, biological process: iron-sulfur cluster assembly. The coding region runs from base 130 to 1197 and encodes 355 amino acids. Gene Ontology annotation, molecular function: ATP binding; 4 iron, 4 sulfur cluster binding; ATP-dependent FeS chaperone activity.